AUGUUGUUCACUGUCGAACAGUUGGAAUUAAUACGGAGGCUCAGAACGACCGGAAUUUCACCUGAUCAGAUUUCGAAGGUAUGCUCCUUUAAAGUGUAGGGGUACUGUAGGCUUUAGAUGUGUUCCUUUAAACUACAGUAUUCAUUACUGCAGUUAAGAAGACAGUUUUUCAUGUUCCUUUAAAACCUAGGGGUACUGUACGGUAUUCUAUUUACUUACCGUAGUCAUUUUUUCAACCCUAGAAAAUUAUAUGAUCCUUUAAACUACAGUAUUCAUUACUGUGGGUUAAGAAGAAAAAUUUUCAUGUUCCUUUAAAAUGUAUAGGUACUGUAGUUUAACUGAUCCACAGUAGUCAUUUUUUCAUCUUUAGAAAUUCAUAUGAUCCUUUAAACUAGAGUAGGAUUACUGUAGUUCACAAAAUCCUUGUCAUUCAUGUUCCUUUAAAAUCUAGGGGUACUGUAAGGUAUUCUAUUUAGAUGUAUAGGUACUGUAGUUUAACUGAUCUACAGUAUUCAUUUUUUCAACUCUAGAAAUUCAUAUGAUCCUUUAAACUACAGUAUUCAUUACUGUAGUUCAAGAAAAAAUUUUCAUGUUCCUUUAAAAUGUAUAGGUACUGUAAGGUUCUAUGUAGAUCUCGUGAUCCUUUAAGCUACAGUAUCUGUGGUUUAAAGGAUCAUGGGGUACUGUAAGGGGGUCUAGCUCCAAAAAAUCCCCAAUUUUUUUCCAGGCGUUCAAUGAGUUGGAAAAAGUGGAGCCCGAACCAUCCAACAAUAACGAGGAGCCUGCGGAACCGACCCCAGCUCCCGAACCCAUCGUGACACCUCGCGCAAUCUACGCCCCAAUCCUCGUCCAACAUCUCACCUCAACAUCCACACCCACACCAUCAACAUCACCCAAACCACCACAGCUCACACUACAGACAGUCCCAGAGCCGUCGAGCUCAACAACCUAUGAGCACCCGAUUUGUAGUAGUGCACCACGGCCUAUCAGAUCCCAGCGGACGCCGAUGAAAGAGAUCACAACUUUGGACAAUCCAGCGGAACUCGAAGAAUUCAUGCGGCAAGGCGAAGAGGCUUGUAUAUUGGACAUGAAAACGUUCAUCACCCAAUACAGCCUACGACAAACUACAGUAGCCAUGAUGACAGGCGUGAGUCAACCGUACAUCUCGAAACUGCUCAACGGAAAUCAUCGCGAACUUUCGUUGCGUUGUCGCAAGAACAUCUAUUGUUGGUAUUUGAAUUGUCGACGACAUCCGGAAAAAUUGGCGGCAUUUCUGGCGGAUCCGGCGACACGGUUGGAGACGAAUUGCGAUGGGGAGUUGGUGCCGCAGAGACGCGAGAGAUAUGUGUUCAGACCGAUUUUGAUUCGGAUGUUGGAGAACUUUUUUGCGCAGACACCAUUUCCGGAUUUGGCGAGACGCGUGGAAAUUGCGACCGCUUGUAAUCAUGUGCUGCAGUUGGAUAAGAAAGGUUCGUGGUGGGACCCUUUAUGUGCCUUUAAAAAAUUAUGGGCGGUUUUUCCAAAUUAAAAUGUUCUACAGUAGCUUUUCUCAUUAGCUACGAGACCAUUCAUGCGCCUUUAAAAUCCACGUGGCAUAAUUUUUUUUUUACAAAAAAAAAUUUGGAACUCUGAGUUUUCCACAGUAGUUUUUCAGUCGCGGCGAGACCCUUGAAAAUCCACGUGACAAAAAAUUUGUACAUUAUUUUAUAAUCGCACGUGGCAAAAAUGUAUACAGUAUUUUAUACACGUGGUUAAAAGUUUGUACAGUAUUUUAUAAUCGCUUCGAGACCCUUCAUGCGCCUUGAAAAUCCACGUGGCUAAAAACGUGUACAGUAUUUUAUACACGUGGCUAAAAAUUUGUACAGUAUUUUAUAAUCGUAUCUUCUUCAUUUUCCACAGUAGUUUUUUUCAGUCGCGACGAGACCCUAGAAAAUCCACGUGGCAAAAAAUUUAUACAGUAUUUUAUAAUCGCAUCAAGACCCUUCAUGCGCCUUGAAAAUCCACGUUUUUUUCCAGGAAUUGGCCUUAUGCCAAAAGAAAUCGUCUCGCCACAAGUGGUCUCCAAUUGGUUUGCCAACAAGCGCAAGGAACUGCGCAGGCGAUCCGCGGAAAACGCGUCAACCGCAACUGGAAGCGGAAGCGGAAGCGGAAGCUCAACACUCAACGACAAUGUCAGUGUUGCCAGUAUGAGUCCGGAAUCGAGGGAUGAGAUGACGAUGUCACGCGCAACCACUCCGGAAACGCUUCUCCCAGCCUCUUCCGCAAGUCUGCCCUCACCCUGUCCAAUGCCGUUCGAUCUUUCCGCAACGCAACCGCUUGCGCAACCCAUUUUGCCGCCAACAAAUCUUGAUAUUUUCCAAAUGGCCCAACGCCUUGGCAUCACUUUGCCGCCUCCGCAAACCCUUACGCUUCCGGAUGGUGGCGUAAAUCUGUUUUUCAACCCCAACAAUCCAUUUUUACAAUUUCCGCUUAUGCCACAGUUACAGUAACUCAUAUAGCUUUUCAUAAUAUUUUCUGUUUUUUUUUUUGAAAAACCCAUGACCCGUUGAAUAUAAUAGUAUAUAAUUUUUGAAUUUUACGAGUUCCCACCCAAAAUCCCAUGCAAAACAUCGAUUGCUUGCCAAAUUUAUGUAUCGAUUUUUUUUUCGACAUUAAUAAAUAAAUUUUUCACUUUUUUUUCACAAGCGCGAUUUAAUAUUAUUAAUUUCGACAAUAAACAAAAAUGGUUGCGUGGCCGAGUGGUAUGCACGCGUGUCUUUUGUUCACGAAGCCUGGGUUCGACACCGGGUGCUGGCAGAAUUUUUUUUGUUUUUUUUUUUUCUUUUUUCCAUAAAGCGAAGCAGAAAAAAAGAAUAAAAAUGACAAAACCAAAAAAAAAUUCCAAUUUUCAAUUUUCAAAUUCAAUUUUCUCGCCCCAUUUUUCUUUUUUUCCUUUGUCUUUCUUUCUUUUUUUUGAAAAAAAAAAUAAAUCCGAGGUUCAAAACGCAAAUUUCUUGCGCGCCGGAAACUAUUUUCUCCAGGAAUUUUUUUUUUCAAAAAAAAAAAAAAUUUGGAAUGCAUAUUUUUUCGUGACUUUUCUGGAUUUUCUUCCCCAGGAUCGCUGAAUUAUUUAUUUUUUUUAGAGAAGAAGCUAAAAGAAGUCUCAAGAUUCCCCCACUUUUCAUCAGAAUUUUUUUUUGCAGCUCAAGAAAAUUUUGCCACGUGGAUUUUCACUCUCAAAAUUUUGAAUUUCAAAUUUUGCCACGUGGAUUUUCGCUCUCAAAAUUUUCGAAUUUCAAAUUUUGCCACGUGGAAUUUCAGAGCUGAAAUUUGAAGCUUGAAAUUAGACACGUGGAUUUUCGCUCUCAAAAUUUUGAAUUUCAAAUUUUGCCACGUGAAAUUUCGGCACGAAAAUUUUGCCACGUGGAUUUUCACUCUCAAAAUUUUGAAUUUCAAAAUUUUGCCACGUGGAUUUCUAGCGCUCAAAUUUUUGAAUUUCAAAUUUUGCCACGUGGAUUUUCGCUCUCAAAAUUUUCAAAUUUCAAAUUUUGCCACGUGGAUUUUCGGCUCUAAAUUUUCAGGACCCAAAUUUUUAAGAUAAAUUUCCAGCUUCAAAUUUUUUUAGCAACGAAAAUCCACGUGGAAAAAAUUUGGAUCCCAAAUUUCUAAUUCAAAAUUUUUUAAUUCAAAUCUAGAAAAAAAAUUUGGCGCGAAAAUUUCAAUUUCAAAAUUUUCAGCAAAAAUUUCUAGAAACCUCCCAAAAACUAUAUAAUAUUUUUUUAUCCAAAAAAAAAAUUUUUUUUUUUUUUUUGCACAAAAAGGUGCUCUUCUCAUCCAUCAAUUAGGUUCUCCUUUUUUCCCAUUUUUUUUCUCCGCGCGCGAAAAAAAAACAAAAAAAAAAUCUGAAAUCGGUUCACAAAGGUCCCCGGGGACCACAUUGAACCCCUUUUAUUUUUCAUUUUUCCACUUUUUUUUUGAAAAAUCUAGCGCGCUUUGAAAAAAGUGUCAAAGAGUCCAUCAAAAAAUCCCGCUUUUUUUCUAGAGUUAGGCUAUAUCAAAAAUAUUUUUUUUCAGCACAAAUUUUCAGCCAUCAACAAAAAUGCCACAUGGCUUUGCUGAAAGUCAGAGAUGAGUGUACAAAAUUGAUUGGACAUCGGUGAGAUUUUUUGAAUUUCAAAAUUUCGCGCCAAAAAUGCCAAUCAAUGAAAUUUGCAGAUUUUUGAAUUCGCACAUCUGCCUCGUGAUUUCAUUAGUUCAGUUGGGAGUUUGUUUCUGGGCCGUUGCCCAGCACGUUUUCUCAUAUCUUAAUUAUCAAAAGGUAAGUUCUAAUGAAAAAAAAAACGUUUCUUAACGUUAACUUUAACGUUUAACGUUAAAAAACCAAAAAAGUGAUUCACGAUCGGUAUUUUUAUUCAUUUUUUCACAAUUUUUAUGAAAUUUUAUAAAAUCCCCCAAAAAAACUCACAUUUUCUCCAGUUUUCCUCGAAAUACAGAAUUAUUUGACCAAAAACCAUUUUUCUGACGAUUUUCCUGAAAAACAUAAUAUAAAGUAAACGAAAAGCAAGAAAAGUACAUUUUUCCAUGAAAAAUAGCUUUUUAGCAUCAGUUUUUGAAUAAAACUAUCAAAAAUCAACUAAAAUUAUGUUAGCUGUACCAAGUUUCAUUCAAAUUCAUGAAAAAACAACAAAAAAACGCGAAAGAAACAUUUUCGAAAAACAAAAAAACAAGAAAAUAAAAGUAGAAAUGGAAGUGCGCUCCAUUGAUAAAAAUUGCAUGUUGCGCGCUCGUUCAAAAAUGUGUUUUUUUUUUUUGCUUUUUUUUUUCAUUUUUUGGGAGAUUAGGCUGAUUAAAAAGUCUUUAAAUAGCAUUUCUGGACACUAAAAUGUGUUUUAGCUUAACUUAAGGUUAAACUUAACGUUAAAAACGUUUUUUUAACGUUUUAACGUUUGUGAAUCACUUUUUUGGCUUUUUAACGUUAAUUUCGUUUUUUCAGAUUCUCAAAUGUGAUUUUCUCAACGGCAGUCUUCCAUUGGAAGCUGUAGACGCCGUGAUUUUCGACAUUCGAUUAUUUCAUUACCUCUGGGGAAUUCGAGGAUGUGUCGCGGAAUAUUUAGAUGGAGGUGAGUGUUUUUUGGCUACCCUAAACGUUUUUUUGAAUUUUUCAACAAAUUGGGCAGUUCUCAGUGGAGCACAUUUGCCUCAAAAUUCAAAUUUUCCCUCACAGGUUUCGGCCGUCUUGCCUGGUGUGUUUCUCACACCACAGCUCUGCUCUUCUCGCUACCCGUCACAUUUUUGUCGCAUCCGAAACCCUGCUAUUUUUGGCCGCUGCUAUUUCAGGUGAGUUGGAUUUUAAGCGCGCGAAAACUUAGAUUUUGAAAAUUUUCGAAAUGUUCAAACUUUUUUUCGCCCCGCGAUGUUUGAUGUGUUGAAAAUGUGACAUUUCUCAAAUCUCCAGAGAUUUUUUUUACCAAAAAAAAAUUUUUUUCUGCGAUUUCGAAAUUCUUCCGCGCUAUAAAACUACAGUACCCCGGGGGGACCACCCGAAGAACAAAUCGUAAAGCUAUAAAAAAUUUUACACAAAAAAUUUGGAAGCCGGCAAAAAAAAACAGCUAACGAACACAUGUCAAAUCACCCCCAGGCGCUUGUUGUUGUCUGCGUCUCUCACAAUCCCUGUGCUCUCUCUCUCUCUCUCCCUGGUCGCGCCUUGAAAAAGUGCAAAUGAAUUAGGACCGGAUUCUUCUUCGCUUUUGUGUGUCUGCGUCUCUCGUGUUUCGAGAUAGUUUAACUAUAUGAACAGAUACCACCCUGAGAGAAGAGGAAUUUCAUAAAAUUUGGGGGCUUGCAGUUUGAGACUACAGUACUUCUUGCAGUCUGGAAACUGUAGAUUUUCCAAUUUGAUCUACAUACAGUAUGCCUUGCAGUUUGAGGCUACAGUACUUUUUUGCAGUCUGGAAACUAUAGGUUUUUCAGUGUGAUCUACAUACAGUGCUUCUUGCAGUUUGAGGGUACAGUACUUCUUGCAGUUUCAGGCUACAGUAUUUCUUGCAGUCUGAAAACUGUCGAUUUUCUAGUUUGAUCUACAUACAGUAUACCUUGCAGUCUGGGUGGGGGUUUCAGAAAAAACUCGAUUUUUGCAGCCCAACAAAUUUCAUAAAAUCAACCUACAGUACCCUUUGUAGUCCAGAGAGUACUGUAGCUUUAUUAGGCUACAAAAAUUCUAUUUUUUAACAUUUCAUAUAAUGACUACUACAGUACUCUUUGCAGUCCGGAAAAUACAGAAUCCUUCAUGUUUGGAAAUUCCACCAAACCUACUGUACUCUUUGCAGUUUUAAGAAUCUGACGGAAAACCCGACUACAGUACUCCUUGUAGUUUGAGCUACAGUGUAAUUUGCAGUUCGAAACUAUACGUCUUCUGCAGUUCGUAAAACAAAUACAGUACCCCUUGUAGUUUGAUCUACAGUACCCCUAAAUUAGUGCAAAAUUGAUGAAAUGACUACAGUACUCCUUGUAGUUUGAUCUACAGUAUUACAUAUUGUAUUUUGCAGUUUGAAAAAAUAGUACAGUACUGCUUGCAGUUCAGAAACAAAUACAGUACUCCUUGUAGUUUGAGCUACAGUACCCUUAUAACUACAGUACCUCUAAAUUAGUGCAAAAUGUUGCUUGUUUUCGGCAAAACCGUCAUUUGUUGUUUCAUUUCGCAAAGCCCUGAAAAGAAAAAAACUAUUUGUCUUGAUCUUCUCUGCGUCUCUCAAAAUGCCGUACUCUCUCUCUCAUUUCUGCGUCGUCCCCCAGGUAAACACUGAACAAAAACGAACGGGAAGAGAAAGAAAAAAAAACUUGAAAAGUGCAAAAGCGAGAGAUUAGGGGAAAUGGAGAGACGCAGACAUAUUGAGAUUGACGGAGAGAAGAACACUUUUAUACGUAUAGUUUGGGGGAAAUGAGAAAAUUGAGAAAAGGGGUCGGUUUUUUUCCGCAAGCUUCCGCGUGUGCGGAAAAGUUAAAGUUACCUCAACAGAAGGGUUUCAGAAAAUAUUUCCACGUGGCAAAAUUUUGCGCCAAAAAUCACGUUUUCAAAAUAUUUAUCACGAAAAAUUCAGGUAGAUCAAAUUUAGCGCCAAAAACUCUUGCCAUUCAGAAAAAAAAUUUUUCAAAAAAAACAAAUUUUUUUUCAAAAAUUGUUAAACUCAAAUUUUUGCCACGUGGAUUUUUGGGUCCCCAACAAUUUUGCUUAAAAUUUGUUUUUUUUUUUUGAUUUUUAGACGCCAAAAACAUGCCACGUGGAUUUGUGGUUCAAAAAUUGUUGAAACUCAAAAUUUUUACGCGAAAAUGAGUCCACGUGGCAAAAUUUCGCGCCAAAAAUCACGUUAUCAAAAUUUAAAAAAAUCACGAAAAAUUCAGGUAGAUCAAAUUUAGCGCCAAAAACUCUUGCCAUAAAAAAAAAUUUUCAAAAAAAAAAUUUAAAAAAAAAAUUUCAAAACAAAAAAAUUUUUUUUUUAACUCAAAUUUUUGCCACAUGGAUUUUUGGGGUCCCCAACAAUUUUGCUAAAAAUUAAAAAAAUCACGAAAAAUGCAGGUAGAUCAAAUUUAGCGCCAAAAACUCUUGCCAUUCGGAAAAAAAAAAUUUCAAAAAAAAAAAUUGUGGUUCAAAAAUUGUCAAACUCAAACUUUUGCCACGUGGAUUUUUGGGGCCCCAACAAUUUUGCUAAACAUUUGUUUUUUUUUGGUUUCUGGACGUCAAAAACAUGCCACGUGGAUUUGUGAAUUUUCAACAAAAAAAAAUGUAAAAAAAACUUUAAAAAAAAUUUUUAAAAAAAAUUAAAAAAAAAAAAAUUGUUAAACUCAAAUUUUUCCCACGUGGAUUUUUGGGGCCCCAACAAUUUUGCUAAACAUUUGUUUUUUUUUGGUUUCUGGACGUCAAAAAUAUGCCACGUGGAUUUGUGAAUUUCCAAAAAAAAAAAAUUUCAAAAAAAAAAAAAAAAAAUUCAAAAAAAAAAAAAUUUUUUUUUCAAAAAUUGUUAAUGGUGCUAUUCAUGUUAUUUUUCAACGCUGAGAAAACGGGAGAAAAGCGGAGAAAACCUAUUCAGGUAGGCUGAGAAAAUACGAAAAAAGCGGAGAAAAUGUAUUUCCUCCGCAUUUCUCCUGUUUUCUCAACAUGCUGAGAAAAUACAUGAAUAGCCCCAUAAACUCAAAUUUUUGCCACGUGGAUUUUUGGGUCCCCAACAAUUUUGCCUAAAAUUUGUUUUUUUUUUGGUUUCUGGACGUCAAAAACCUGCCACGUGGAUUUGUGAAUUUUCAAAAAAAAAAAAUUUCAAAAAAAAAUUUCAAAAAAAAAAAAAUUUAAAAAAAAAAAUUUAAAAAAAAAUUGUUAAACUCAAAUUUUUGCCACGUGGAUUCUUGUGGCCCCCCAACAAUUUUGCUUCCAGCAAUCCGCCUAUGGUAUCUGCCUACUCGUUCUCCUUUUGGCUGCACUUCCACGAAUUGUCAUGGUGAUGGCUGCACCACAAGCUGCACCAUUGGCACCGAUUUUGUUCUAUCUAAUUGGCACGGGUCUCAACUUUUUUCAUGUGAGCCGAAAAUUUCACGAUUUUCACCAUAACCUAAAAAAAAAUUCUGAAAAAAAUUUCUUUUCCAGCUUUACGUAUACUGGCAUUGGUAUUGGCAUGUUCAAGCAAUGUGGAAUUCUGCUGUUCGAAUUAAGGUAACUUAAGGAAUUAAGGUAAUUAAGGUACCAAAAAAAUGUGUUUAGUUUGGUAGUCGUCUUGAGAAUGCGAACAAUCGAAGUCGGAGGGAUCGACCGAUGAGACCAGCGGAAGAAAUCGAUGAGGAUGUGUUGAAUUAUGUGCCGGCUGUUUCGGAGAGUGUCGAAUUUGCGGCGGUGAAGGUGAGCUUCUCGAGCGCAGCGAGUGUAGACCACAAGCUUCCGCGCAGCGGCCACGCGGAUUACUACACGUUAUAGUAAUCCACGUGGCCGCUACGCGGAAGCUUGCGGUUUAAAGACUUAUUUUGUUCGAGCGGAGCGAGUGUAGACCGCAAGCUUCCGCGUCAGCGGCACUAUAUUCCGCGCAGCGGCCACGCGGAUUACUACACAUUAUAGUAAUCCACGUGGUCGCUACGCGGAAGCUUGCGGUUUAAAGACUAUUAUUUUGUUCGAGCGAAGCGAGUGUAGACCGCAAGCUUCCGCGUUAGCGGCAUUAUCUUCCGCGAAGCGGCAAAGUUAUCAUAACUUUUUCUGGCUGAUCUAGAAAGUUAUGGUAACUUUGCCUUUCAAGUCGAAAAAAAAAAUUUUAAAUUUCGAUUCAGAAAAUGUCAAAAAUUUGUAUUUUUUCCUAUUUUUCGAAAUUUUUGUUUAUUUUUGUGUGGAAAAAAAUGUCGAAAAAUAGGAAAAAUUAUAGUUUUUUAAUCGAAAUUUUUUAAAAAUAUUUUUAAAAAUUUUUUUUUCGCCUCAAAUUACCCUAUAACUUUUGCUGAAAAACGACUGUGAUAACAUUUUUAGGCUAACAUUUUUGACACGUGGAAUCUUAAAGUCAAAUUUUUUUUUGUGAAAAAUUCAGGGACCAAAAUCUCUGGAAUUUCAAGGCUCAUAUGGGUCUCGUAGCGAUAGAGCAUGACUACUACAACAUUUUUUUGCCACGUGGAAUGUUUUGGGUCAAAAUUUUUUUUGCAAAGUUACCCUAACUUUCCAGAUUAACCUAAGCUUGUGGAAAAGCCUAUAGGUCUAGAUAAGCCCCUGAUUCAAAAUCCAAAAAGCCCGAUCUAUUUUUGCAGAUAAUCCUCCCACCCGACACUUCCUCUUCUUCAGCUGCUCCCCUUCUCAACGGCCAUAUCCCAGGACCAAAACCCAUCUCGAACCACCUUCCGCAAAUCAAAAAUCCCGAGAAUUCCAUCGACAUCUAUUCGGGCGAUGAGGCAGAUCUUGACGAAUUCGCCACUCCACCCCCACCAAUCUAUGCGACGCGACUCGAUUGGCGCGCUCCGGAAAAUCAUCCGCAUGCUGCGCGGAAGCCGCGCCGCUUGCUACCGGCUACGCCUGAUCUUCCGCGACACGGAGAAGUUGCGCCAGAGCGACGGAUGCGAUCGGAUGUUUUCUAUUUGCCAGAGUAUUCACUUUAG
Molecule: messenger RNA, 10089 nt
Organism: Caenorhabditis angaria
Lineage: Eukaryota; Metazoa; Nematoda; Chromadorea; Rhabditida; Rhabditidae
Source: the annotation of a GenBank genome assembly